CGCGUACUCCGUACUCUUAACUACUCUGAAUGGCCACUAGGGGGGGAGUUUUAGUUUAGCUCACAGAUAUUUUUUAAGCGCGGGAUUCUGUCUGGUCCUUUCAUUAUGCCAACCCAGAAAAUGGCAUCAUUCUGUAACUAGCUCCGAGCUAGCUAACUAACUAACCAACCCGCCACCGAACGAGAACGAUAAGCUCACUCAAAGCAAGCAUGCCCGCUGAGCUGUGGUGGGUGGUGAGAAAGCUCGACAUGGAGUUGUUGUUGACGUCGUCUUCCAAUCUCCUACUCCCCCCUUCCUCUGCUGCCAGCAGAGCUCCUUAAAAAGGGAGGCUGGAAAGAAGAGUUCUAUUUAUUCUCUCUCCUCUUCCUAUAUUCAUAUUUCUUCAGUCAUUUGUUUUCUGUCUGAAGCUGCCUAGGGUUCAUUCGAACCAGGUUCUUUGCGGGCACUCAUGGCAUCUUCAGCUGGAAACAUGACGGUGAUGGCCUCCCCAACACCUACGACCAGAGCAACCCCUCAGGGAGGAAUUUUUGAUCAUUCUAAUCCGUCGAAAUAUGAUCCCAAGAACCCCAUUACCCUCUUCAUUAUUCAAGCCGGCCUUAUCAUUCUCAUAUGCCGUGCCCUUCACUACCCUCUGUCAAAAAUUCGCCAGCCCCGAGUCAUAUCUGAGGUCGUUGGCGGCAUCAUAUUAGGCCCAUCUGUCAUGGGUAGAAUACCUGGAUUCCGCGAUGCCAUUUUCCCCGAAGAAUCAAUUCCAAACCUCAAUCUGGUUGCCAACCUCGGCCUGGUGCUCUAUCUGUUUAUGAUCGGAGUCGAAACCAAUAUGCGCUCUAUGUUGAGCAAUUGGAGGGUUGCUGUAAGCGUGUCUGCCGCUGGUAUGAUCCUACCAUUCGGACUCGGUUGUGCAAUUGCCUAUGGUUUGUACAACGAAUUCAGAGGAGACCCGGCUCUGGCUCCAAUUAAUUUUGGAACCUACAUGCUUUUCAUAGGUAUCGCGAUGGCUAUUACUGCUUUUCCUGUCCUUUGUCGUAUUUUGACGGAGCUUGAACUCCUAAACACGACAGUAGGCGAGAUCGUGCUUUCUGCCGGAGUCGGCAAUGACGUUGUUGGCUGGAUCCUUCUUGCUCUCUGCGUUGCCCUCGUCAACGCAAGCACUGGAUUGACUGCCUUAUGGGUCUUGCUGACCUGUGUUGCAUUCGUCCUAUUCUUGACUUUCGCUGUGCGGCCGGUGUUCAUCUGGUACCUGAAACGCACUGGCAGUUUACAUAAUGGCCCUGAUCAGUCUGUCGUCGCGUUGACUUUACUUCUCGCCCUGGGUGCUGCAUUCUUUACUCAAGUUAUAGGUGUGCACGCAAUUUUUGGUGGGUUCUUAGUUGGACUCAUCUGUCCUCAUGAAGGAGGGUUCGCCAUCAAAACCACAGAAAAGAUCGAGGAUUUGAUAGGAGCCGUUUUCCUCCCGCUAUACUUCGCGCUUUCAGGGCUGAACACAAAUAUUGGUCUACUUGACACGGCAAUGACAUGGGGUUACGUGAUCGCCGUUAUAGUCAUCGCGUUUGCAGCAAAAGUUGCUGGAGGGAUGUUUGCAUCUCGACUGAAUGGGCUGGUUUGGAGGGAAAGUGCUGCCAUCGGUGUGCUAAUGAGCUGUAAGGGGUUGGUUGAACUUAUUGUCCUGAAUAUCGGUCUCCAAGCCAGGAUUCUCAGCGGCAGAACUUUUACGAUUUUUGUUGUCAUGGCACUUGCUACUACAUUUGCUACGACACCACUUACUCUCUACCUUUAUCCGGAAUCGUAUCGGGAUAGAAUGGAGAGGUGGAGGCGUGGAGAAGUCGAUUGGGACGGAAAUGAAAUCUCAUCGGAAAGUGAUCCAUCCAACAGUUCAGAUAUCGCGCAACGGAAAGCACGAGGUUCAUCAACCCAGAAGUUCCUCGUUUAUUUGCGACUCGACAACUUGGCAGGGCUUUUUACCUUUGUCUCUCUCUUGGGUCUCGGGGAUGGUUCAAAAACUCCUAGUAGUAAGGUCCACCAUCGCCAUGAAGACAAGAAAAUCGAUUUGUUCUCCAAGAAAGAACGCCCUGUGGAAGUUCAUGGCCUUCGUUUAAUUGAACUUACCGACCGUGAUUCUAGCGUAAUGAAGGUAUCAGAAGCCCGUGAUUAUAGCUUCAGCGACCCAAUUUUGAAUACAUUUAGAACCUUUAGCCAGCUGAACACACUUACUGUGUCCGGUGCUGUCGUCAUUUCUCCUGAGCACGCGUAUGCCGAGACGAUUGUCAACAAGGCCCGUGAUCUCUCAUCGGACUUUAUUCUACUCCCUUGGAGCGAAACCGGAGGCAUGAGCGAGCACCAGAUUCUCCUUUUCGACGAUAAAACAGAGAAAUUCUCGACUGGCCCUCACACUGCAUUUGUGUCUAAUAUUCUAAAGAAUGCUAAAUGCCCUGUCGGAGUUUUCGUUAACAAAGGCUUCGGCGGACCACAGUUAACCAGGCCACAGCCAGGACAUUUGAGCCGUUCCGUCAGCGGCACUAGUGUCUACAAAUCGGCUGAUAUUACAUUGUCUCCAGCACUGAACCAAGGACACCAUAUCUUCUUUCCUUACUUUGGAGGUGCUGAUGAUAAAGUGGCCCUCCGCCUCGUCCUCCAGCUCGCCAAAAACACGACCGUAACUGCCACAAUUAUGCAUGUUGAUACGACUGACGAGGUUAGCCCCGCAUCUUCUACCCAAGAAGAUGCCAAUGUGCCACCAACGCCAAGCUCUCAGGAUAAGGAUGCCGACAAUUCCUUCUUUAACGCUCUCCGUGACUCUGUACCUGAAGCACUCAGUUCCCGUGUAAUUUUCCAAAAUCUCAAAACAACACCAACAACUAUUGUCACCGCCGUCUUAGAUGCCGCACAAGCCGAUGUUGGAAAAUCGAAGGAAAAUACCGGCGACCUUGUCAUCGUUGGACGUACCAACGUGGCUACUAGCACGCUCACAUCCGCAGGACUGUCCUCCUCAGGGGAGAUGGGCUCGGAAGCAAAGCGGGCGCUUGGUGCGCUUGGGGAAGCCUUGGCCGCUACUUCGAAUGCGGUUCAAGCGAGUGUGCUUGUGGUGCAGGCUGGUCCGAACGUAUAAGUAAAUGUAUGCCUUGUCGUUUCUGAUGGUGGUCUUAUAUGCACGGAGCCAACAUCUUGAUAUGCUUAUGACCUUUCUUUGGGUUACUCGGAUUUCAUGGACGUGUUAUGCCGUACAUUUUGAAGCGAUUUGUGUUGAAUUCUUUUUGGGUCAUUAUUAAUGUGAUAUACGGUGAUGGUGGAUUUUUCCUGCGAUAUUUUGGCUGGAUAUGAAUUUGAGUUUCUGAUAGAGGGAUGUUUUCUAUUUCGCCCGUUCGACAUCUUAAGAGUUUACUAUCAUUCCAUGCACUAGCCUUGUUCUCAUGCUGGACGUACGUUACCAGCUCAACAGCCCCUGCUACCUUCAUGACAACCGGAUAUAUGUAUCGCCAGGAAAGGAAAUCCCAAAGACGAUGUACUGGACAUAGUAUCAAAACAAUUUAGCUCCUUUUUCAUCACCUCGCCCGUCAACAUCCUAGGUGGUUUUGAGCAGUGGCAUGCCAUUAAUCUAUGAAUUCCGUCUCCUAGAUCCUUUCUACAUAACAAUGACUAGUUUUCUAACCCAAGCGUUUUUUCGGGGGGCUAGAACAACACCCCUUAACCCCUCAAAGUUAUGGCGGAUAUUUGGCUUUGAGAGGGAGGCAACAACGUGGUAUACUCACGAACGAACAUCUUACCGGCGAGGAUUUGGAGGAUCUCUACAGAUGUAUGGAUGUCCAUGUAUGUACAUCUACGUAUAUCAGCAAGCGCGCUCAUCGGAAUUUUAGAGCGUAUUUGACGCAUGAUUGAAAUGUGCUUCUUUCUUCUAUUUUUCAUAUCUGGGGAAACACCAAAGCCUCCGAACAACUAGUUAACUAGUGUUUAGCGCAAUAUUUCUGAUUGAGCGAGAUUUCCCAGAUAAAGUGACAUUGGUUUCUUUCUUUCUAGGGCGCGGUUGCAUGGAAUAUAUUGGUUGCCUUGUGUAUAUUAUACAUAUCAUCAUCCAACUGCCAAAUCCACAAAAAACCAAAUCACUAGUGUGACUGAAAAAAAGAAAAAAAAAAAAAAA
This is a messenger RNA of Blastomyces dermatitidis ER-3, 4132 nucleotides long. RefSeq names its product K+ homeostasis protein Kha1. Gene Ontology annotation, biological process: proton transmembrane transport. Gene Ontology annotation, molecular function: antiporter activity. Gene Ontology annotation, cellular component: membrane. The coding region runs from base 449 to 3106 and encodes 885 amino acids. The record is from RefSeq and is a predicted model, not a curated record. The transcript is spliced from 5 exons. NCBI's taxonomy places the organism in Eukaryota, Fungi, Ascomycota, Eurotiomycetes, Onygenales, Ajellomycetaceae.